Dictyostelium discoideum AX4 is the source of this 939-nucleotide messenger RNA. RefSeq lists its product as hypothetical. Bases 1 to 939 code for a protein of 312 amino acids. The record is from RefSeq and is a predicted model, not a curated record. NCBI's taxonomy places the organism in Eukaryota, Evosea, Eumycetozoa, Dictyosteliales, Dictyosteliaceae. The transcript has 4 exons.
AUGGAAUCAACAGAAUAUUUUACAGGUUCAGAUUCAUUUGAUAAAUUAACAUAUUCAUUUAUGGGUUUAAGAUUAAUAGCAUAUACAUAUUUUUUUAUUAUAUGUUUUUAUCAAGCAUUUUUAGAAAUUCUUAAAAUGAUUAAAAAACAAUCAAAAACUACAACAAGAUUUUUUGUAUUUUUUUUUCAAUCUUUAUUUUGUAUUUUAAGAACAAUUCAAACAGCAUUUUUCUAUGAUAACCACCAAUUAGAAGAAGUUAGACUAAAUCGAGCAAAACCAAUUAAUUAUUCAACAUUUAUUUUUGCCCUUGUUAUUAUAAUUUAUCAAUUUACAGUUUCAAGUAUAACCUUGCGUAAAAAUAUUGAAACAGCAGAGUCUGUUGGAUUUUUAAUUUUACUUUUAAUUUAUGCAUCAAUAGUUUCGUUUAAUGGUUAUUAUUUAUUAAGACAUUUAAAAAAACAUAAAAAGUCAACACCAUUUAGUCAUUUUGAUAUUAUGAUUUUAAAAACCAAGAUUUUAUUAUCAACAGUUAUUUUUGUAGCAGUAACAAUUAUCAUACAAGAACUUAUUUUCAAUAUGUAUUAUACAGACACUUAUGAAACACCAAGACAAUAUUUAAAAUUAUUUAUUGUUGGUGUAAUAGAAUUUUUUCAAUUGUUAGUUGUAAUGUUAGUAUUAUCAGAUGGUAAAUGGAAAGUUUAUGUAUUAUUUAAAUCAAUUAAAACUCAUAAUGAUAGUUCUAGUGAAAUGGAAAAUUCAAAUAGUAAUUCUAAAGGUAAAAAGAGUUCAACAUUUGAUUUAGGAUAUAGUGGUAAUACAAAUUCAAAUUUUAAUACUUUGGAAAUUUCAAUUGAAAUUGAAAAUUCAAAUAAAUCUUCAACAAGUUUUAGUAAUAGCAAAAGUGAUCUAAUUAAUUCUUCUUUAAAAGAUCCAAGUUAA